Molecule: messenger RNA, 1077 nt
Organism: Pneumocystis jirovecii RU7
Lineage: Eukaryota; Fungi; Ascomycota; Pneumocystomycetes; Pneumocystales; Pneumocystaceae
Exons: 1
Coding region: 1-1077 (358 amino acids)
Biological process (GO): positive regulation of transcription by RNA polymerase II
Cellular component (GO): nucleus
Molecular function (GO): DNA-binding transcription factor activity, RNA polymerase II-specific; sequence-specific DNA binding; zinc ion binding
Source: RefSeq, a predicted model, not a curated record
AUGGUUUUUUAUUCAGCUUGUGAGACGCUUAUCUCGCAAAAUAUUACACCGGGGUUUCUCUCGAUUAAUAAGAAGAAUACAGGCAUGGAGAAUCCUCUUUUUAAGACACGAACAUUGGAUUCGCUUAAAUUUCCGUACCGAUCGCGUUCUCUUCCUCUUAAAGGCUCGGAUUCUCCACGCCAACGGAUUGACGUGGCAUGUCAACGAUGUAGACGACGAAAAAUACGUUGUUCUGGCGACCAGGGGCGUCCGGAUGGGAAAUGUACUCAUUGUAUUAAAGCAAAUUAUCCAUGUGAGUUUGUUAGUCGAAUCCAUCCGCCGAUCCAAAUACCGCCUAUUUUGAUUGCAGCUUCACCACAGUCUCCAAAUACUGUUGAAUCGCCGCAACCGUUUAUGAAUACGAUGUCGCAGUUUCCUGGGAUGGUUUCACCUAAUUUAUCUAAUUUUGGGUUACAUGAAACCCCCUGGUCAAGCAAUGAUCCAUCAUCAGUGACGCUUACGGGUAAACAUCCAGUUAAUCAAUCGAUUUAUGUUCAAGAUGCAUAUGGAGUAUCAGAUGGUCCUCCUGGUCCUCCAUAUUCAUCUCCGUUUUCCCGUACAGCACCGCCGUUGAUGGGGUUGCAUUCUUAUUUAACAACUAAAGAUCCAUCAAUAGAUAUGUGGGCAUCGGAAAGUUUGUGCACACCAUUGCAUGACCCAUCUCCAUCAGUAGUGGAAAAUGAUAUUGAUUUAGGAUUAGGUAUUUCUGACCAAUAUUUAACAAUGCCUCAUAGUGGGUCUCUUUCAGAGAUUCCAUUAUCCUUUGAUUUACAAACGUCGCAGUUCUGGUCAAAUAAUGCUCUUUCUCAAUUUGCAUGGACUUCUGACUACAACAAAGAUACAUCUUUUGAUUCAGUUCCUGUAUUGUCAAGUUCAUAUGAUGCAUCUUCUGAUUCUGCCUGGGAUUCACAAAGUCCUAUUACGGAUUUGUUCCCGAAUAAUACCAUUGAUGUACCUUCCUUGGAUGGCAUGUUUUGUUUUAUAAAGGAUUUAAGCCCUACACCGGUCCUACAAGAAGACAAUUCGUCGGUUGUAUAA